CGCGCUCUGACGCUGCUUCCUGUAAACAGAAACAGAUCCACUACCGGUUCAGUUAGUCUCACUUACAUAUGUUUUAAACUGUUUAUUGUCUCUGAAACAGAAACAUGAGUUCGGACCUCUCGCGCUGAAGGAAGAAGUGCAGAGAUGUUGAGCCUCAGGUGCAUUGUGGGAGAUGUAGUUCGUGGAGGACUCCUGAGGAGGACGUGUCUCAGACUUCCUCUUCCUCCUCCUCCUCUUCCUCAGCUGACCCAGCGCUGCUUCCUCUCAAAGGGCGGUUCUGGUUCUUCGGCCCGUCUGAAGCUCCGGACCCGCCUCCUCGUCUCUCUGCUGUUUGGAGGCUCCAUAUUGGCCGGCUGGCGCUUCGUUUACCUGGAGAAGCAGCAGCGGCAGCGGCAGAUCCGAUUGGACCAGCUGCGGAAGGUGUCUCUGGGUCAGGGGACCUUCAGCCUGUUGGACCAGACGGGCCGACGCAGAACCAAGCAGGACUUCCUGGGCCGGUGGGUUCUGCUGUACUUCGGGUUCACGCACUGCCCCGACAUCUGCCCCGAGGAGCUGGAAAAGCUGAGCAGCGCCGUCACCACGCUGGACCAGGUCU
Molecule: messenger RNA, 595 nt
Organism: Notothenia coriiceps (black rockcod)
Lineage: Eukaryota; Metazoa; Chordata; Actinopteri; Perciformes; Nototheniidae
Product: protein SCO2 homolog, mitochondrial-like
Exons: 3
Biological process (GO): mitochondrial respiratory chain complex IV assembly
Source: RefSeq, a predicted model, not a curated record